Ophidiomyces ophidiicola is the source of this 897-nucleotide messenger RNA. RefSeq names its product RNA polymerase II subunit A C-terminal domain phosphatase (gene SSU72). The record is from RefSeq and is a predicted model, not a curated record. Gene Ontology annotation, cellular component: mRNA cleavage and polyadenylation specificity factor complex; nucleus. The transcript has a single exon. Gene Ontology annotation, molecular function: RNA polymerase II CTD heptapeptide repeat phosphatase activity. Bases 1 to 897 code for a protein of 298 amino acids. Gene Ontology annotation, biological process: termination of RNA polymerase II transcription. NCBI's taxonomy places the organism in Eukaryota, Fungi, Ascomycota, Eurotiomycetes, Onygenales, Onygenaceae.
AUGAGUUCUGAUCCACGUCUUGCUAGUAAUGGCAACUCAGAAUCCGGAAUCCCAACCUCCUCACCACCCCCGCCGCCUCCACCACCACCGCCCCCCGAAGAACAAGCAGCAGUCUCAAUCCCAACAGCCGACGGAGCCGUAGAUAACCCAUCAUCCACUCCUCCUCACCCUACAUCUACAUCCUAUAAGCUUAAAUUCUGCACAGUAUGUGCCGCAAAUCAGAAUCGCUCUAUGGAAGCUCAUAAUCGACUUGCUGCUCCACCAUCUUCGUAUCCUGUCAUAUCAUUCGGCACUGGAUCUUUGGUUCGCCUCCCAGGGCCAACGAUUACCCAACCGAACGUGUAUAACUUCAAUACUGUAUCAUAUUCUCACAUCUACGAUGAAUUAUUAUCGAAAGACCCGCGGCUAUACAAGAGCAACGGCGUCCUGCCCAUGCUGGAGAGAAACAAAAGCGUGAAAUGGGGGCCUGAGCGUUUCCAGGAGUGGGUUCCUGGAUUGCCACGUAUGGAUCAUCUCUCACGAGGAGAUAAAGGUAGCCUUGGAACAGAAGGCGGCGUCGUCGAUGUAAUAAUUACGUGCGAAGAAAAGUGUUGGGAUGCCGUGGUUGAUGACUUGAUGACUCGUGGCGCUCCAUUGAAUCGCCCAGUUCACGUCUUCAAUGUUGACAUACGGGAUAACCACGAGGAGGCAUUGGUUGGAAGCAAAGCUAUUCUUGACCUUGCUGACCGGUUAAACGAAUCCGCAGAUCAAGAGAGAAAGACAAACGGAGCAGAUGGUUGGAAUCAAGGAGACGGCGCAGCGAGAAAGGGGUUCGACGAAAGAGUACCAGAGAUACUUGCCAAAUGGCAGGAGAAAUGGCCAAAUCUACCGGCCUUAUGGACCCUUUCAUGGUUCUGA